Messenger RNA from Acanthoscelides obtectus, 654 nucleotides. The record is from the annotation of a GenBank genome assembly. NCBI's taxonomy places the organism in Eukaryota, Metazoa, Arthropoda, Insecta, Coleoptera, Chrysomelidae.
AUGGAAACAUUCAACUUAGGGACUUAUCAAGUACGACAAAGGUUGUUUUGCAAAAUUAUCAACACAUUAUUAGCACGCAAAUCCUCACUAAGCUAAGCGCCUAUGCACUGCUAUUGUGCCCGUUUCCUUGCAGCUAUACUAUACAACUUACAGCUUAGACCUCCAAUAAUGCGAUCUCAUCAGAGCUAAACCCUGAUAGCUGAAGAGUCAUGACGUUUAGGCAACACGUACAGCUACAUAUUGAGUAAAAAACAUUUAGUUCCAAGCUGACAUCUUAUAGGAAAACUUACUUAACACGUUCACUGCGAACGACGCUGAUCCGCGUCCGACCGAUGUUUAACGAAAGGCGGCGGGCGCGGAUCCGCGCUUCUGGCUGAUAUAAACUCACAAGACUGUGGUGUUGUCAGUUUCUCACAGAAAAAUCUUUAAUAGGGUUUCAAGACAUGUUUCGUGUUACUGCACGAAAAAAAAACGAGAUAGAAGAAGAAAAUGUAUAUAUGAAAUAGUUUUCAAUUACACAACGCACAUCCAAUAGGCUUACGACGCGAAUCCGCGCUUCGCUUGUGCAGCGCCUAAAAUCGUUUAGCCGCUACCGUGCGCGCGGCGCGAGGCAGGUCGCAGCGAACGUGUUAAUAUACAAAAAUCCUAUAUGAU